AUGGUUGGUGAAGACGCUGUUCUGCCGUGUCAUCUCAAACCUCCUAAGGAUGCUUCUCGGAUGACUGUGGAGUGGGGCAGACAUGACCUGAAACCAAGAUUUGUGUUUGUGAGUCUUGAUGGCCAUGAACAUUCAGCUGACAAAAAUGAAGCCUACAAAGGAAGAUCAUCAAUGUCCCAUGAAAGUCUGAGGAAUGGAGACGUUUCUUUGAAACUCUCUGAUGUGAGACAUUCUGACAAUGGAAGAUACAGAUGCUUCUUACCGAAAGAGAAGAAAGAACAUUUUGUCGAGCUUGUUGUUGGGUCCGUCUCCUCGCCUGCUAUCAGUUUAGCAGAACUUGAUGCAAGCAACAGUGGAGUGAUGCUGGACUGCAGCUCUGCAGGCUGGUAUCCAGAACCUGAAAUCUUCUGGCUGGACGGGGAGGGAAGCAUCAUGUCUGCUGGACCUUCAGAGACAAACAAAGGUCCUGAUGGUCUCUACACUGUCAGCAGCAGAGUGACUGUGGAGAAGAGACACAACAACAACAUUACCUGCAGAGUCCAGCAGAAGGACAUCAACCAGACCAGAGAGACACACUUUUAUGUCCAAGAUGGUUCCUUCGUUCCUCAGCCUGACUGCAGUGUUUCUGUCAGCUUUUCUGUGAUUUUUGGCCUCAUGGUUCUUCUCGGAGCUGCUGCUUUCUGCUGGAAAUGGCAACAAUCUAGAAUCUGUGAGUUCAUAUAUUUUUUAUCAUACAAGGAGGUUUGA
Messenger RNA from Fundulus heteroclitus (mummichog), 747 nucleotides. RefSeq names its product butyrophilin subfamily 1 member A1-like. The record is from RefSeq and is a predicted model, not a curated record. Lineage: Eukaryota; Metazoa; Chordata; Actinopteri; Cyprinodontiformes; Fundulidae. The transcript is spliced from 3 exons. The coding region runs from base 1 to 747 and encodes 248 amino acids.